Camponotus floridanus (Florida carpenter ant) is the source of this 2155-nucleotide messenger RNA. RefSeq lists its product as uncharacterized. NCBI's taxonomy places the organism in Eukaryota, Metazoa, Arthropoda, Insecta, Hymenoptera, Formicidae. The record is from RefSeq and is a predicted model, not a curated record. Bases 98 to 1141 code for a protein of 347 amino acids. The transcript has 4 exons.
GCCUGUCCCGGAUUGUCGUGUACGCGCCGAUACAUCAGACCGGCAGGGAAACUACGGGAAAAUCCUCGACUACCGUUUCACAUAUCGUUGAAUAAUUAUGUACAAAACGGUGCGGAAAGGCGAUGCCAGCCUGCAGUACACGAUACUGCCACAGACGGAUCAGUUUUCGUCCGGCGGAUUUCCGCAAACUUCCGGUAAGCCCCGGCCGAGGAUCAUCAAGUAUACAAUGGGCACUGUGAUGGUCCUUAUCAUACUGUCCUGCGUGGCCACGCCGUUCCUGAUGAAUCAGAACGACCACAACCUUUUCGCCAGCACGAUGCUGGCGAUGAGCCGAGUCGAGCCGGUCAGAAACACAUCGAGAAGCCAAACGAAGGACAUUGGUGUUAGUAAGAACAGAAGCAGGAUUCCGACUACAUCGGUGUCGACGACCGAGGUCACUAGGAGGAAAGACCUCGAAGAUAGCACGACCCUUUUCAACGGAAUUCUCCGAGGGAAGGAGGAGGAGGAAGAAGCAGUAGUUGAUGAUACCACGUUAGCAGACACAUCGGAAAUUGGUACGCAAGCAAUUCCAAGCACGGAAACGUCGACGAGCGUCCGUCAAACGGUGACGACUUCCGCUCUACCGCCGACAACGACUCUCUCGGCGUCUUCGAGCGGCACGACAGAGGACACGAAGACGGCGAGCACACCAAAAAAACCGAAGAUGCCGAGGGUGACCCUGAAACUACGCGAAAACGAGACCAUACCGCAGAUGUACAUGAAGGCUGGAAUAGCCUCCUACAAGAAAGGCAAUAUCACUACUAGUGUUCUCGCACCGCGCCUGAGCCUCGAAGGCCUGAUAUUCAAAACGCCCGAGGGCACGAUAAAACCCUGGCCUCAAAAGUGGUUCUUCAGCGAUCCCUCGGCCGACUUUCAGUGGAAGGGCUCGACCCAAAUGCCGGUAACAAUUUACAUCGUCCUCGCGGGACUGGCCGCUUUAGCGAGCAUCAGUAUUGUCCUGAUGUUUUACGUGCAACGUAAGGCGAGACGUCAACGGCCGAACAUAGAGGAAUGUCCAGAAUGGCCGGAAGUCGAGGAACAUGAGGAAGACAAGUCGACUCUGCUGGGGGCGGAGAGCCAAGAGAUCGAGGAGAAGGAGUAAUUGUCUGGCAAGACAAGCACAACGCAUCCGUACAUAUAGCGCGCGUAAGACUUGCCUAUUUUUACAACACAACACAUCAGUUAGGUUUAGAGUCUUCCAGGUCGAAGGAUUGAACGUUGAGAAACGAGCGGACGGGAGGGAUUUUUUUAUAAUAUGCAACCGGAAUUAAUUAGAGAAUCGUAUUAGGACGAACGCGCUCCGUGACUCGGUCGCCUGAAUUGAGGAUGCAUGCACGAUAUUUUUUUCUCGCGAGAUUGCUCACCACAUUGUUGUUACGUCCGUAAGUUUAUAUUCUUCGCGCCAUAGCGAAUUUUUAAGCAAGGGAUUUUUCCGCGCAAAAGCGGAAACAAUCGUAUUGUACAAUCAUUCUUAGCGUUUGCACUUUCAUUUAGAUGCCAUUUACAUGUUUGUUAAGAAAUUAGCGACGGACCAGUUAAGUUUGUGGCAAUUGUGGUAUACUUCGACUAACGACUAUGAUUAAAAACGAUUAUAAUAAAUACGACAAUGAAUCUUGCGAUAGUCGAAUUGAUCAUGAAAAAUUGCAUAAAGAGAUUCUGUUAUAUAUUAUAUAAGCUUGCGAUGAAGUAGAGCAGGUUUUAAAAACCCACGGACGAACGCAUGAUGUGCGUGAAGACAAACUACAUAUACAGAGGAAAAAUACCUCACUGGCGAAUUAAGGAGACCGAAAUUUAUAAAAUCUUUCACAAAACGAUAAUUAUAAGACUCUUUCUUUCGCUUUCUUUAGAAUCUUUGUAUGAAGAAUUUUUGUAUUGUACAAAAUUUAAAAGGUCGACUUGACAAUGUCUAAAGAAAAAAAGCACCUAAAAAAAUAUUAAUAUUCCGGUUAGUGAACACAUAUAGAACAUAUUCUUGUAAGAAGAGAACGCAGGACUUAAGGUACAAAUGAUUUUAAAUUAAAUGAGAGAUUUAAUUCAUACAGUGUAUGCCGUAAGAUAGAUUAAAAUUAGUUUGAAAAUCUAGAGCAAGGAAAGAUAUAAUUACAAAUGUAAUAUG